Molecule: messenger RNA, 1297 nt
Organism: Arachis ipaensis
Lineage: Eukaryota; Viridiplantae; Streptophyta; Magnoliopsida; Fabales; Fabaceae
Molecular function (GO): zinc ion binding
Source: RefSeq, a predicted model, not a curated record
CUCAUUUUUUUAAAAGUAGGAUUUAGUAACCUAUUUGUUUGUUUAUAUACGACUAUACGUUAUGUUAGUAGUUUUGAUAGUGAAUGACGUUGGUAAUAUUGUAUGUGAAUGAUUUUAUAAGUUUUGUUAGUGAUUUUGUUGUUGAUUUUAUUAGUGGUUUAGGGUGUGGUUGUGCCAAUGGUUUUGGUAGUGGUUUUGCUAGUGGCUUUGUUAGUGGUUUCGUUGGCGAUUUUUUUGUUAGUGAUUUUGUUACUAGUUUUGGUGGUGGUAUUGUUAAUGGUUUAGUUGGUGAUUUUGUUGAUAAUUUUGUUAGUAUCUUUGUUAGUUGUUUUGAUUGUUGUAUUGUUAGUGAUUUUGGUUAGCGGUUUUUCUUGGUGAUUUUGUUGGUUGUGGGAUUGAAGAUAAUAAUUAAUAAAGGAGUUAAUAGUCAAAAUCGUCCCUGAAAGAUACCCCGAUCUCCAUUUUAGUCAUCGAAAGAUAAAAUUAAUCAAAGUCGUCCCCGAAAGUUACUCACGUUGUUCGAGUUUGUCCUUCCGUCCUCUCAGGUAGUGACGUGGCUAACGUUUGCUGAGGUGGAAUGUUAAGUGCCAGCGUGGUGAGGUCCAGCAUGGCAACCGUUAAUGCUGAUAAGAUAUGUUUGAUUAUUUAGGUCAAAUUAGUCCUAAUGUUACAACCCUAACCCCCAAUCUGAAGCAUAUAUGUGCGUGAUUCUCAUAGUAGAUGGCAAUGUAUGUUUGAGGAGUCGCUGCUAUGAUGAGUGGAAGCCGGAGUGGUGACCUGCCGUCGCAGUCCAUCGGUAGCCAUGAAUCGAACUCUUCCAUGCGACAGAGGAGGAAGAUGAAGGAUCAGACUUGCUUUUGUGGGUUGAAGACGACAAUCAAGAAAUCCGGCACAAGAGAGAAUCCGGAUAGGUUGUUCCACACUUGUGCCAGAUACCCGAAGGAAAGUCACUGCAACUUCUUUAGGUGGGUUGAGGAAGAUGGGUAUGUAGCAGGGGCGAAAACUGAUGCAGAGGUUGGUGGGGACUAUGAUGAAUGGAGACUGAAUAUGUCAUGGAGAUUGGGUAGCUUAGAGGGUGAGGUUAGAGCAAUGAAGAUGCUGAUAAUGUUCCUGUCAGUUGCAGUGGUGGUGGCUACUAUAUUGUGUGUAUCACUGUUGUUCACAUUAAUCUCCAAGUAAAGCCACAAAUGGAGUGUUAUGUUCUUGUGUGUUAGAGGUGUUGUUAGAUCAGAGAAAUUAAAUUAGUUGAUAUGUAAUGAUGAUAUUAAUUAUGAAUGAAAGUAUGGUUUAAUUGUGU